Messenger RNA from Drosophila innubila, 1591 nucleotides. RefSeq names its product scoloptoxin SSD14-like. The transcript has 2 exons. Bases 16 to 1566 code for a protein of 516 amino acids. Gene Ontology annotation, biological process: glutathione catabolic process. The record is from RefSeq and is a predicted model, not a curated record. Gene Ontology annotation, molecular function: glutathione gamma-glutamate hydrolase. NCBI's taxonomy places the organism in Eukaryota, Metazoa, Arthropoda, Insecta, Diptera, Drosophilidae. Gene Ontology annotation, cellular component: plasma membrane.
GAGAUCGGCGGCCAAAUGUUGGCCAUUGGUGGAUCCGCAGCCGAUGCAAUGAUUGCCACAAUGCUUUGCGAGAGCGUAGUCAAGCCACAGGAUCAUGGACUCGGAGGUGGCUUUGUGGCCACCAUUUACACCAAGGAGACGGGAAUUAUUGAGACAUUGAUUUCACGUGAAACGGCACCGGCGGCGGCAACACGUGACAUGUUUGUCAACGAAACGACGGAUACGGGAGCUAUCUUCGCUGCUGUUCCCAGUUUUAUCUACGGUUGUUGGCGACUCCAUGAUAAAUACGGAAAAUUACCUUGGCACACGUUGCUUGAGCCCACAAUUGAGUUGUGUCGCAAUGGAAUUGUGGUGUCCAAAAGCUUAGCUGGCAACCUGGUCCGAUUUGAGGAAAUCAUUAUGAAGGAGAUCUCCUUGUCCGAGAUCUUUAUCAAUCCGGCCACACAAGCUAUCUACCAGGAAGGAGAAAUUAUGUUCCGACGCGUACUCGCCGACACCCUGGAAAUUAUCGCCAAGGAAGGCCCGGAGGUAAUCUAUCGGAGUGGACGCAUUGGACGUAUGCUUGUAGAAGAUAUCAAGGAAAUGGGUGGCAUCAUUACCGAAAAGGAUCUACAGGAUUAUGACGUGCGUUGGGAGGAGCCACUGCACAGUGUCUUAGCGAAUGGAUACAAUCUGUAUACAUCUCCCUUGCCCACGAGUGGAGCUUUGUUGAUCUUCAUGCUGAACGUGAUGAAGCCGCUUUAUACGUCGGAUCAUGAACUAUAUUGGCAUCGAUUGAUCGAAACCUUUAAACAUGCCUAUGGUCUUCGCUCCGAAUUAGCGGAUAUACAUUUUGAGCCCUCGAUUCAAAAGGCUUAUAAAAAUCUGCUUGAUCCCGAAUUUGCAGCGGAAGUGCGAAAACUAAUUUUGGAUAAUGCCACAUUUACGGAUCUAAAUUACUAUGGGGCAAAAUUUAGCAAUGUAGAGGAUCGUGGUACGGCGCAGAUUUCUGUACUUACACCGAAUGGAGAUGCCAUCUCCGUGACGAGUACGAUCAAUAAUUAUUUCGGCGCACAAGUGCGUUCCCGUCGAACUGGCAUAAUACUCAACGAUCAGAUGAAUGACUUCUCCACGCCGGGAAAAAACAGUGUUGAUAAUAUUCCACCCAGCCCAUCUAAUUUUAUUAAGCCCGGCAAGCGUCCUAUGUCCUCAUUUUGUCCGAGCAUUGUCCUCGACAACAACGGCAAUGUCAAGUUGAUAGUAGGUGCUGCUGGUGGCCCAAGGAUCACCACCUCAGUGGCUCAGACCAUUUUGCGCUACUUUGUGCUGCAGGAGUCCAUCGAGAGUGCGGUGAACAAGGGACGACUGCAUCAUCAGCUCUCUCCGAUGCACAUAGUGGUUGAACCGAAUGUUCCCAGGCAUACAACCGAAUACCUUCAGAAAAUUGGCCACAAACUUAAGUGGGUUUCAUCAGCCAACACCUCCGUCACAGCCAUCGCGAAUAUGGAUGGCAUACCGCAACCCGUUUUCGAUCAACGUCGUGGGGGCAGCACCGUCAUCACAAAUAUAGUCUUAAAACGCAGCUAGAUGCCAUAUAUUGAAUAAGAACAUA